CCAGACUUUCCAUGCAUUUCAAUACUCCACCACGACCACUAGUCACGAAUCCCAUGUCCCUGGCUUCGGUCACUGUCAGCGUCACGGCAUGGCGACAUACCUCGACGUCUUAUUAGUGUAGCAAAGGCUCGAGUAUGUAACCACCAUAUAACUCUCGCUCCCGCCCCAAGCCCGAAACCACGAUGAACGAACUAGCUCCCUGAACCUAUUUGAGCUCAUUCUCGACGAGCAUCAUCAGCAAUUAUGGGGCUCAAAUCGAUUACACAGCACUUCAACAAGAGACUCUUCGCCUCCGUAUUCCUCAUCGCCGUGUCGCAGUUCAACUAUGGCUUCGACAACCAGGCCUUCACCUCGACGCAGGCCAUGGAUGCCUUUGAGCGGCAAUUUGGCGAGUACGACGACACGACGAGGCAGUGGAAGAUUCCGACAUACUUUUUGUCGUUGCUGAAUAGUCUGAACUACAUUGGCUUUGCUGCCGGUCUUGUGGUCGGCAGUCUAAACAGCGCACGCUUCGGCCGUCGAACGACGAUGAUCGUUAUGAGUGUCUACGCCCUGAUUAGUGCCACAGUGGUGGUUAUAUCCACAACGAAGGAACAAAUUCUCGUAGGCAGAAUUCUCAACUAUGUCUACGUCGGAUUUGAACUAGCUGUUGUGCCCGUGUACCAGUCAGAGAUCGUCCCUGCUCCUGUUCGAGGAAUGGUUGUUGGAACAUACCAACUCUCCAUUGGUCUUGGCGGACUUGUUAUCAACUCUAUCUGCCGCGGAACCUCAAACUUUCAAGAUAGCCGUGCUUACAGGAUUCCCUUCGGUCUCUUUUACGUCAUUCCAUCAAUCGUAUUAGCUUUGAUCUGGUUCAUUCCAGAGUCUCCCCGCUGGCUCCUCCUCCGAGACCGCGUGGAUGAAGCUAGAAAGUCCCACCAUCUCCUCCGCGAAGGAACCAUGUCCGAAGAAGAUAUCGCCCACGAGUUUGCCAAGAUUCAACAAUCUCUCCUCGAUGAACCCGAACAAGGUCGAACGAAAGAGCUCUUCCAGGGCGUGAACCGCAAGCGCACUGCCAUCGCCGUCGGCAUGUCUUUCUUCCAGCAGGCGACGGGUCAGGCUUUUGCGUCGCAGUAUGGAGCCGUCUGGGUCAAGUCGCUCGGCACACUGAACCCGUUUGACGUCACCUUGGGGUCGUCAGCCCUGACGACGGGGUUGAUUAUUACCUGCCUUUUCUUAACGGAUCGGGUUGGACGACGCAAAAUUCUACUUGUUGGUGCUACGGUUCAGGCAGUUGCACUUUACACAAUGGCCGGCCUCGGCGUGCCAAAGCCUGUACCAAAUGCCAAUAAGUCAGGCAUGGUCGGCAUGCUCCUCCUAUUCGGCGCCGGCUUCGGUCUCGGAUGGGGCCCCCUAACCUACGUAGUCGUAACCGAAGUCCCAGCCCUCCGCCUCCGCGACCGCUCUCAACGCGUCUCUUCCCUCGUCAACAUCUUCAUGAACUUCCUUGUCAACUUCACCCUGCCCUAUCUCCUCAACGCGCCCUACGCCGCGCUACAGAGCAAGGUCGGUUUCAUCUUCGGCAGCAUCGCAGUCUGCUCCGCGCUAUUUGUCUUCUUCUGCGUGCCAGAGUGUAAGGGGAGGAGUCUGGAGGAGAUUGAUCGCAUGUUUCACGACGGCGUGCCGGUGAGGCACUUUGGAGACUAUCCGAGAUCCGAGAUUCAGGUCAGCACGGUCAAGGUCGUUGAUGAGGAAGAGGCUGGUGAUCAGCAUACUACGCUAGAGGAGGUCAAGUAA
Messenger RNA from Colletotrichum godetiae, 1776 nucleotides. Its product is annotated as sugar transporter. Gene Ontology annotation, biological process: transmembrane transport; carbohydrate transport. Lineage: Eukaryota; Fungi; Ascomycota; Sordariomycetes; Glomerellales; Glomerellaceae. Bases 244 to 1776 code for a protein of 510 amino acids. Gene Ontology annotation, cellular component: membrane. The record is from RefSeq and is a predicted model, not a curated record. Gene Ontology annotation, molecular function: carbohydrate:proton symporter activity. The transcript has 7 exons.